AAGUGAUAUACAGUGAGUGAUUUCUGGCUGAUGUGUAAGUGAUAUACAGUGAGUGAUUUCUGGCUGAUGUGUAAGUGAUAUACAGUGACUGAUUUCUGGCUGAUGUGUAAGUAGUAUUCAGCAUUCUGAAAGUAUUCAGAGCCCUUUCCCUUUUUUUGCAAAAAUGUCUAAAAAACUGUUUUUCCUCUAGUCUCAGAAUGAAAUAGAAUAACUGGAAUGCUGUUUCAGGGUUAGUUUGCUCCCAGGUAAUACAAUAGUCAAGCCCUUUUAUUUAGCUUUUUGUGAUUUGUGUUGCAUUAUUCCCCUUGUCUCUAAGUCUAGGACUGGGGACCCAGAUGACAUUGACUUAAUGCUGUUUAGAACUGUUGCUAUAACCAUGACGACAGAAAUCUCCACCUCCAUAAACAUCAAGGAGCCUCGAUGGGACCAAGGGACGUUUAUGGGCCGGGCCAAACACUUCUUCACCGUUACAGACCCCCGCAACGUCCUGCUCACCAACGAACAACUAGAGAAUGCACACAAAGUCAUCAGUGACUACCGGCAAGGUGUGAUGUCCCCCGGGCUGACAGAGGACGAGCUAUGGCGAGCCAAGUAUAUCUUUGACUCAGCCUUCCACCCAGACACCGGAGAGAAGAUGAUCCUGAUUGGCCGCAUGUCUGCUCAGGUCCCCAUGAACAUGACCAUCACUGGCUGUAUGAUGACCUUCUACAAGACAACUCCAGCUGUAGUCUUAUGGCAGUGGAUCAAUCAGUCCUUCAAUGCAAUAGUCAACUACACCAAUAGGAGUGGAGAUGCUCCUCUCUCAGUCAAUCAGCUUGGCACAGCCUAUGUAUCUGCUACCACAGGGGCAGUAGCCACGGCUCUAGGACUAAAUGCACUAACAAAGCACAUAUCUCCCCUCGUAGGAAGGUUAGUUCCCUUCGCCGCUGUUGCUGCUGCGAACUGCAUCAACAUCCCUCUCAUGAGGCAACGGGAACUGAAACACGGCAUUCCGAUAACCGACGAGAACGAUAACCGGUUAGGAGAGUCAACGACCGCCGCUAAGCAGGCUAUCUCCCAGGUGGUGGUGUCUAGAAUCCUCAUGGCCUCUCCUGGAAUGGCUAUCCCUCCAUUUUUAAUGAACACCUUGGAAAAGAAAGCCUUCCUGAAGAAGUUCCCGUGGAUGAGUGCACCUAUUCAAGUGGUCUUGGUGGGAUUCUGCCUGGUGUUUGCCACUCCGCUGUGCUGUGCACUAUUCCCCCAGAAGAGCUCUAUGUCAGUAAGCCGAUUGGAGCCAGAGCUUCAGGAGAAGAUCCGUGUGAGCCACCCCGGUGUGGAGAGGGUCUACUUCAAUAAAGGACUAUGAGUGUCCAGCCCAACAGUAGCGUUCCUCAGAGCAGCUCUACUAGCAGACACCACAACCCUCCUCAUUCUGUGUGCCAAAGUUCACUUCUGCUUCUCAUCCUCUCCUCUUUUCUGUCCUCUGCUCCUCAGACAGACUGCCUUGGUUCUCUCCCCUCUCCGUCUCCCUCCCCCUCUCUCUCAUGCCGUCUCUCUCCUCUCCCUCCUUCCCUCUCUCUCAUCUCUCUUUCUUCUCUCUCCCUCUCUCUUUCUUCUGUCUCCCUCUCUCUGUCUUCUUCUCACUGCUCUCUCCCUCUUCUCUCUCCCUCCUCCCCUCUGUCUCCCUCUCUCCGUCUUCUUUCUUCAUCUUCUCUCUCCCUCCUCCCCUCUGUCUCCCUCUCUCUGUCUUCUCUCUUCUCACUGCUCUCUCCCUCCUCCCCUCUGUCUCCCUCUCUCUGUCUUCUUUCUUCAUCUUCUCUCUCCCUCCUCUGUCUCCCUCUCUCCUUCUUCUUUCUUCAUCUUCUCUCUCCCUCCUCCCCUCUGUCUCCCUCUCUCCUUCUUCUUUCUUCAUCUUCUCUCUCCCUCCUCCCCUCUGUCUCCCUCUCUCAGUCUUCUUUCUUCAUCUUCUCUCUCCCUCCUCCCCUCUGUCUCCUUCAGUCUUUUUGAGAUGUUUGCCUUGUUGCUGUUAUGUUGUGAAAUAUAUUGUCUCUCAUUGUGGAGCUGUGAUGAUGGUAGUUUAUAGUGGAUCUGUGUACAGUAAGAGGAGAGGCUUCUAAGAUAGACAUUUGUUUGUAUUCCCACACAGUUUUUAGUCAGAUUUUUUUUUUUUUUUGGGGGUGUCAAUUGUAUUUAGCUGCCAAAACAUUUUCAUUUUAAAAACAGUUGUUUGUGUUCAGUGGAGAACCAGGAAAAAUAACAGGGUCUGUAUUCCUGUAUUAGUAACAAUAGCAGUAAUCAGUAUUAGUCAGUCUUAAUCUAACUAUGAUACUCCAAAAUUCAGUUCAAGUAUUUGCCAAAUCUCAACAAUGUUUUGUGAGACCUCUCAACAAUACACAACCUCUAGUAAUAUAUUAGUGUCAUUUCAGAGGAUAACAAUAUGACGUACAGUUCAUUUGAAUGAAUUCAUAUUUGCCAAAUGAGUGAACUUCGCCAGGUCUGCGUCCCAAAUGGCAUCCGAUUCCUACAAAUGCUCUGGCCAAAAGUAGUGCACUACGUAGGGAAUAAUAGGGUGCCAAAAGUAGUGCACUACGUAGGGAAUUAUAGGGUGCCAAAAGUAGUGCACUACGUAGGGAAUUAUAGGGUGCCAAAAGUAGUGCACUACGUGGGGAAUAAUAGGGUGCCGUUUGGGAUGGAACUCUAUAUUGGUUUCAUGACCAGGGUUUACUCCUUCUAACAAUGUGAGAUCUUACAAUGGUUUACAAUGACCGUUGUUCCGUAUAUUACUGGUGCUUUUGAUGCAAUAUCGUCAUAUAAUUGAUGUUUAUUCCAGACUAUUUAUUCUGCUUCCCAAACCAUGCAUGAACAAACCACUCCUCAUCAGUGUGAUAGUGCGGCAUAUGGUUGGUUACAGGUGUGUUUCAGGCCGAGUCAACUAGUCUGUCUGUAUAGUCACUUCAGGGCUACAUUCAGGGUGGCAUCCACAGCAGCUGUGUUUCAAAAACGAUGACAAAAUCUUAUGUUCUACAAAUACCGUCUACAGUUUGAUAUGUGGGGGGUGGGGGGGUGCCAGAUCGCUUCGUUAAAGAGCAAAACCGUGCGGUCCUGAAUGCACCCCGGUCACGAGGCUCCCACAGACCUUGCUGAACGAUGUGCCAAAGAGCUGAUGACAUGUUUUAUUGUGCUCCUGUCUCAGGCUAGCUAAACCAUCUCUCAGGCUCGACACAAGCACAGUCUUGUGCAUAUUUGUCAAUCCCUAAUUUAAAAAAUCUAUAUGACAGUGAAAUUUAAGGAAUAGUGACCUUGUGAUCUGCUGGAAGAUUCACUCAAAUGCACAUGAUGUUAAACUCUGGACUACAGACAUAUCAGCGUAGCAAAAGCCUACUGGUGGCAGUACUGUCAGACAAAACCAACUCUGGAUAAUAGCAGUACCUUGUAAAAAUAAAGUGAUGUAUACACAGAAACAAUAGAGAAAUUGAUCGUUUCAAUGCUGUUUAUUCCAGAGUUUGUCCGAAAAUAAAAUAGAAGUAUAUAAUUUUUUGAAAAAAAGUUUUUAAAUCAUUAUUGUGAACAUUCCGUUUGGUUGGUAAAAGUAUCGUCCUUGGUUCAUCACAUUAUGUGUUUUUUUGUAAGGUGUUUUUAAAUGUUUUAAGUAUGGAAAAAUAUCUACCAGUAUUGACUUAAUACGGUUCUAUAUAUGUCUUUUCAGAGAGAAUCCUGCUAUAGAAGUUGUUCUUACAGAUGAUAGGAAGCGAUGGAUAAUGUUUCUGUGUAUUUCAGUAGUUGAACGUAUCGUCAGCAGAUCUAGGCCGUGAUUCAAUCUAAGCCGUGUUAUAGAGCCAGUGGCAUUGGACUGACAAUGCACCUUUUUUUAAAUUUAUUUUUAUUUUUUUAAAGGCAAUUUCUCUGACGUUCCACCGAGAUCACAUUAAAACGCUGCACACGUUGGCUCAAGUGUAAAUGACGUUAGUGUGCUGCUCUCUACGGUCUCAGCAUCUGUUCGUUGUUUGGUGUUUCCUCAUAUGUAAAACGUUGAAUGCUAUGUUUGGGAAAAUACAAGAUGAAAAAGCACAAUAUUGUGAUUGAUGGUUGAUCUGACACAAUGCACGUUUCUAUUUCUCAGUAUUUCAAACUUAAAGUCCUAUACAUUUAUUUAAGCACAUUCAUUAAUCAAAUAGAUUCAAUGUAACUUUAAAAAGCAACAAUUAGCGAGAGAUAAGCACAAUGGAUUCUAAUAACUGAAUAUUUUUCAACCAGUGGACAAUGUACAUGAGUGUCUCUUUUCCUUAGUCUUUAACUUGAUGUAUUAAACCCCAAGAAAUGCCAAACGAACCUGCCCAAACAAACCUUAAUUAUUACAAAAUACAAAUAUUAUACUGAAGGCUAUUUAUUGUUAUUUACCUAUCUGCCAAAUCAAUCUGCUUGAAUGUCAAUCUAGCCAAAGUGAUACAAAUCCACUGGAAAGGAAUAAGUCAUGACAGUUUACUGUAAUAUAAAUUAAAUGGGUAUUUUUAAGAAAGGGUAUUAUGAAAUACUGUUAAUAGUAGUUCAUUGUUUUGUUUUUUUGCGAUUAAAUUUGGGAUGUAAUGUCUAGACCUAACUGGAUGAAAUAAAAUAAAAAAUAAAAUCUCAAAA
This is a messenger RNA of Oncorhynchus nerka (sockeye salmon), 4611 nucleotides long. Its product is annotated as sideroflexin-1-like. NCBI's taxonomy places the organism in Eukaryota, Metazoa, Chordata, Actinopteri, Salmoniformes, Salmonidae. The record is from RefSeq and is a predicted model, not a curated record. Gene Ontology annotation, cellular component: mitochondrial inner membrane. Gene Ontology annotation, molecular function: monoatomic ion transmembrane transporter activity. The coding region runs from base 350 to 1345 and encodes 331 amino acids. The transcript is spliced from 11 exons. Gene Ontology annotation, biological process: serine import into mitochondrion; monoatomic ion transport.